AUGAAAACUCUUUCAGCUCGCUCGAUUGCUUCCUCAAUCAAUUCCUCAUUAUCUGGGAGAGAAGGUUCUAGUCAUGAUACCUCCGUUUCAUCUUUUGGAGUGAUAUCUGCAAAGAGGUUUUUGAGUACAGUGGUGCCUUCUGAGAAUGAGCAGCAAGAUGAUGAGCGAAAUAGCGAUUCCGACACCAGCAGUACGAGUAGUGGAAGGAGCACCAACGAUUUUUUGAAUGAGCAAGUGGAUGAUUUUUCGGAUCAGUUGGAACUUUAUCGUGCUCAUUAUGGCGGUGAUUAUGAGGAGGAUGAAGAAAAUAAUGUAUUGGUGGAGCUUCAUUCAAUGAACGGCCGUAAGGAGGAUACAAAACAUAAUUUUGAAAAUCAAGAGAGCAAAGAGCUCAUUAUUCGGCAAAAGGCUCCAGAAAGCGGCCAUAAUGUUCGACAUGGACAACAUGUUGAAAAUGUAAACAUUUAUCAAAACAAAAUAUUAACUUCAACCGUGGAAAACAAUUCCGAGGAUUUGGAAGAACAAAAGCAAAAAGUUGAACGCCUCGUAAGAUCUGCAAUUUUACGAAGUGGAGACCGAAAAAAACAAAUGAAAGACGUUUCAAGCUUUUCUGGGGCUCAACACAAAACUUCUCCUUUCAAAAAUAACCGCAUUAAUUCAAUACCGGGCAACUCACAUUUCUACAUGAACCCUCUCGACAGUUCUCUUUCUGAAGAGGAGAAAGACGAUCUGCAAAUCCUUAUUCCCAAAUUAAAUUUAAGGGAAAGCACAGAAUCAAAGCCUCCCAGCAAUUCCAUGGGCCCCAUUUCUUCAUCUGAAAUCACUUCAGUUUCGCAAGAUGAGUUAUUGAACUCGAUGCUUCAAAAAAAUAAGGAACUCAAAUCUGCUCUCGAUAAAAUAACAGAAGAGAAAAACAAUCUUGAGGAACAAUUUGUUUCUCAAGUCACAGAGAUGGAACGUUAUUUAUCACGGGCAGAAGCACCUUCUCCGGUCAAGAAAUCUUCGGGCAACCGAUCCAUGUCUCGUCAUUUAACCAAAGAAGAACUCUCAUCGAUCAACUCAACCUUAAACAUGAAAAUUCCCAAUGCGGAUCACUCUCCUAUUGUCAAGCUUUCUCAAACCAUUUUAAGUGCUUCCUCCAUACGACCCAUAACAAUAUCCAAGAAAGACACACGACAUUCUCUUCAACAUUCAAACAGUUCAGAGCAAGAACAGGUCAUUAAUGAACUGCGAGACAAGAUAAAGCAAAUCAAAGAACGAUAUGAGAAUGAAAAGAUCACCGAUCAAACGAGGAUUCGUCUUACUCAAGAUAUUUCUAAUUUACUGGAUAGGUUGCUCUCGAAUGACAUGGAUCAACAUGAACCUCUCACGGACAGAACACGAAAAUUGACCAAUUCUCCUCAAGAUUAUUUAAACUCCACAGCCUCUACUCAUUCCUCGCCGAACAAGAUUCAUACCCAAUCAGUAAGCGAGAUCAAAGAGUUGCUACUUCAAAUAGAAAUUCAAAAUUCCAUGAUCGAUUCUUUGAAAGAAGAAAAUUGUCGACUGAAAGAAAAAUUGCAACAGGAACGAACACGAACAAAAACAGCUCAGAAAAAUCUGUCUCAAUCAGAGAAGUAUGUGCAACGGUUGGAAAAACAAUUGAAAAGACGGGAAGUGUCACAUCAAGAAACCAUUUCAGAGCUGAAGAAAGCAAAUGAUCUUCUGUUAAUGGAGAAAGAAGAAUUGCUUCAACAGGUGCGUUUUUUAAGGGAAUCCCUUCAAGAGAAUACUCACUCUGUGUCUUCGAUUAACGUGAGGGGUACGAGUGGAGCUGGAACUCAUCCAUCAUCAACCUCCUCCUCUCACUGUGUCAAGUUAUUGUCUGAUAGCCAAAGCGAAAUAUCAUGCUCAAGAGAUUUCGACGAGCCAGUCAAGGAUCUCACCUCCUCACCGACGUCGAAAAUCAAUCAUUAG
Molecule: messenger RNA, 1956 nt
Organism: Naegleria fowleri
Lineage: Eukaryota; Heterolobosea; Eutetramitea; Acrasida; Naegleriidae
Exons: 1
Coding region: 1-1956 (651 amino acids)
Source: RefSeq, a predicted model, not a curated record